Molecule: messenger RNA, 3101 nt
Organism: Seriola dumerili (greater amberjack)
Lineage: Eukaryota; Metazoa; Chordata; Actinopteri; Carangiformes; Carangidae
Gene: prelid3a
Product: PRELI domain containing protein 3A-like
Exons: 7
Coding region: 314-850 (178 amino acids)
Biological process (GO): phospholipid transport
Cellular component (GO): mitochondrial intermembrane space
Molecular function (GO): phosphatidic acid transfer activity
Source: RefSeq, a predicted model, not a curated record
GGUUGCACCGGCUUCCCUCUUGUCCUUUGCAUAUACGAGCUAUUUGUUAUUGCAAACCGUAGACCAUAUGUUUUCUGUCUCUUAGUCCUGCGACACUGUCGGGUCAGUCAGAGCAUUUGGCGCAGUGCUUACGCGAGGUUGAAAUAAAGCGCUCCUGGGACUCACUUCACUGAUGGUCGUGAGCUUCCAUCACAGGCCCUGCUCUCUGAUCAGUGCAGCUAGUUCCUCAUAAGAAAAUGGUCCGGUGAGGUAUAGUUUCGGACGACGGAGGGGUUUUCAGCGAAAAGGUCAAGACUGUGUUUUGGGGGAAAAAAUGAAGAUUUGGAGCACGGAACAUGUUUUCAGUUACCCGUGGGAGACAGUGAUCAAGGCUGCCAUGAGGAAGUACCCCAACCCCAUGAAUCCUAACGUGGUCGGGGUGGACGUGCUGGACCGCGGCCUGGACGCUGAGGGACGUUUGCACAGCCACAGACUCCUGAGCACAGAGUGGGGCCUACCAGGGAUCGUACGAGCGAUACUAGGGACCAACCAUACGCAGACCUAUGUGAAGGAACACUCCAUAGUCGACCCUGAGGAGAAAAAGAUGGAGUUGUGUUCAACAAAUAUUACUCUCACCAACCUCAUAUCAGUGGAUGAGAGACUUCUUUACAGGCCACACCCAGACAACCCUGAGGUUACCGUCCUGACCCAGGAGGCCAUCAUUACAGUCAAGGGAGUCAGUCUAAGCAGUUACCUGGAGGGGAUGAUGGCCAGGAGAAUGUCAGCUAAUGCCAGGAAGGGCUGGGAUGCUAUUGAGUGGAUUAUUCAGAACUCUGAAAGAGAGAACGUACCUCUCUGUGACAUUUACUAACUCUGGGCUGCAGUUCCACAGUCUCGACGACUUUCCCCGGCUACACCUCAUAAACCACCGGGGAACUUCAGCAUCUCGGGAUCCUCUGCAGUUGGGACUUGAACUGUGUGGGAGCUGUUGUGGAUUUUCACCCCCACAGCCUCCCUCUCUCACCUCUAGACUACAUGCACUGGAAGCUCAGACAGACGGUGAAAUGUUGCCAAAGCUGAAUGGUUAAAAGGAGCGAAAGCGUGUUAUAGUCGGAUUUAAAGGCUCAUUAACCCAUUAACAGUUCUAAUUAAGGCAUUGUGUUGAACAUACUCUCCUGCUAAAUCGCCACAUGGUUUUAAAAAGUCAUUUAUGAGCAUACCAAACUCCACUGGUUUGAAUAUUAUAUUACAACUCCACAUAUACUUUGAUCUCAUGUCAUAGCUUCAGUUUAAAAAGAUACUCAAGGAAGGAUGCAAGAGGGAGACACGCACAAUCUUUUGAAAACAAUAUGAUAUGCAACAAACUUCAUAACUUUAUUUUUCCUGAUGUAAUUCAUCUGUAAUGUCACACACUGGAGACUCCAAUACUAGCAGUUAAGGUCAGAGUUGAUACUGGUGCUUAUUAUGUGUUUCAAGAGGCACAAACUGUAGAUGAUAUGUUUGCAUGAUAGUAGUACAAGGAAGGGAAGGAAGGAAGGGGGGGGGGGGGAUUAGAGAAAAAUGGGCAGUGUGGUAGCUAGUUAGCCAGGCAGCUAGCUCUAAUUAUCUAAAAAAUUAUAUUGUUUAUAUCAGAAAAAAGAUGGGAAUGUACCAUUAAUAUUGCCUUGUGUUUUUGCUGUCAAAGCAUCAAUACACUGGCACCUUUUUGAUGUAAAAUUGAUAGGCAGUAUCGCCUUAAGCCGGCAGAUUGGUAAUUGGACUAAUGAGGAAGAUGAAGAUGCCAGUGUAGUAAAAUGAUGGAUGGACUCUCUCUGUGGGCAGAAUUACCUAUUCGUAUGGCCUUAAAUCGAUGCCUGUGUAUUAUUGCUUUGGCAGUGUUAUGUCUAUGCCAGUCCUACGCAUCAUGCUUCCUAAUGUCAAACUAUUCCGUAAAUACUACCUGUUUGCCCCUGAGGAGCAGGCCAGUACUGUACUCAAUGCUGCAGUGAAAGAUGCACACCAUGACUUACGUGCUAAUUCAUUUUUCUUGGUCAAAAUGAAUAAUAUUUACAUAAUAUUUGUAUAAAUAUUAUUUAUUUAAAUACAUUGCAUAACAAGCAGUGAAUCAUUACAUUGUUUAUAUUGUCAGUGUCAUGUAAAAAUGUUUCAUUUGCUUUUUAAAUUCUGUUUUAACUUCAACUGUUGUCCUACUACAACAAUUAAAACAAUUGUUUGAGAAAAUUUCAUUUUAGAAAUUGAUGACGUGAACACUGUGUUUGUUGUUGUUCACUGUCUAAUAACCCUUGUGUUAUUAUACAGCAGGCCUGCCUAAUUAAGACUAAUAUCCCAGGGUCCUUUUAGUGAAAAGACACCGGAGAGAUCUGCUUGCUCUCAUAGUUACUUAGUGCCUUGAGCAUUUCCCCCACCAUUGUUCGAGUAGGCUGAGAUGCUUUCCUGUUAAGAAUUCCCUUUGUUUUUUUUGAGUCUCAGUUCAGUGUUUCAUCAUCUAAGCGUAGUUUCAUUUUUCUGUUCCAGUAAGAAACACUCAGGUGUGAAUAUCGAUGGAAACUCAGAGGCAGAGAAAACAUCUCACACAGACAGUUUGUUGUCCUGAUGAUGCCAAGCACCUUCUUUCUAAAUUGUUUAAUCACUACGUUGCAGUUCAUCAUUUGUCCAGCAGAGAGCACACAUUUGCUGUUAGCAACAGGAGAACCAAAGGGCUGUUCCCGUUCACCUCCAGCAGGAGGCCCAUUUCAGUUUCAGCUCUUUUAACAAUUUUCUAUAUACUGGUUCAGUGUGCUGAGAAAAAUCUAAUUAAGGCUACAUGUAUGGUUAUUUUUGUUUAUUUAUUCAACAGAACAUAAACAAAACGCAUUGCAUAGCAUGUACAUCAUUCCUCACUGUCUAAGCAGUGAUAGAGGAAAAUCUGGGUCACACAGCCUUUCUUCAAACCCAAUAGUGCAAGCUGAGCCACUUGCCAGAAUCUCAAUAAAUAAAUACAAAAACACAAUCAGUUGUGUGUUUAAAAAAAAAAAAAAAAAAAAAUCAUGCAGGAGGCUACAGAAAAAUACGAUGUUUCAGACUUUGGUACCAGAGCCUCAGAUCUUAAAUACCACUCUUGGUGAUGUUAAAAAAAAAAAAAA